GCCGAUAUUCGGAAGAUCUCCGGAAAUUCAUGGAGGAAACUUCGAGUUGAACUUCGCCAAACUUGUUGAAGGUCGAACAGCCAUCCGUGCUCAGAUUUUUGCGUAGCGGAGUUUUGGAAGCAAUAGGUACAGAUUCUUGAAGGAGGGGAUUGUUGGAGGGAAAGGUAGAGGUGAAGGAGGAAUAGAAAGUUGAAAAAUCUGUUAGAAUCGUUCAGAAAAGGAGAGCUUGGGAGCUUAUAAACCUUUUAAAUCCAGAAAGCAGUUUCGAUUUGAAAUUGGGAGUUACAACAGCAUCCGCUAUCAGAGGCAUGCACAGUAGUUCCUAAUCCAACCUAUUCGAAGAUCUGAAAACUCUUGUAGACUUGUAGUCUUGUUCAAGAAAUCAAAAAGGGGGUCAAAUCAGGUCAGAGACAAACAAACUCCCCUGCUAAAUUGUCUAGAAUGGCUUCUAAUCUGUUGGAAAUGCAAGAACCAAGCAUCGACACCGACAAGCUCAGCUACGAGAUAUUCUCUAUUCUCGAGAGCAAAUUUCUCUUCGGCUACGAUGAUCAGAAGCUCUGGAUGCCGAAACAGAUAUCUCCAGCUAAUGAAACAAAAUCUGGAGCUGCAGAGCCGGCAGCCACUGACAAUGGCGUAUCGGCAAUCAAGAACCAGAGAGGUAAGGUCUGCAUUCUCAGCAUCGACGGCGGAGGCAUGCGAGGGAUUCUAGCAGGUAAAGCCCUAGCUUACCUCGAGCAAGCCCUGAAGAACAAAUCGGGUAACCCCGACGCUAGAAUCGCCGAUUAUUUCGAUGUCGCCACUGGGACUGGCGUCGGAGGGAUCUUCACGGCGAUGCUCUUUGCCACCAAAGGCGGUGGCCGUCCCAUUUUCCGCGCGGAGGACACAUGGAGGUUCUUGGCGGAGCAGGGGAAGCGUUUCCUUCCAUCAUCAGCCGGUUCAUUUUCCCCCGGAGGAUUUAUCCGGCGAUUAUUCAAGGGUGGGACAAGCGGCUCAACCGGUUCAACAACAGCCGGUUUAGAAAGGGCCAUGAAAGAGGCGUUUACGGCAAACGGUCGGAAUCUGACCCUCAAGGACACCUUGAAACCGGUGUUGAUACCAUGUUACGAUCUCUCGAGCUCGGCUCCGUUUCUCUUCUCCCGAGCUGACGCGCUUGAGACAGACAGCUUCGAUUUCCGGUUGUGGGAGGUGUGUCGAGCGACUUCGGCUGAACCGGCGUUUUUCGAACCGGUGGGUAUGCGGUCGAUUGACGGGCAGACUCGGUGCGUGGCGGUCGACGGAGGGCUGGCGAUGAGCAACCCUGCCGGAGCAGCAAUCACGCACGUACUGCACAACAAGCAGGAGUUCCCUUUCGUACGAGGAGUGGAGGACCUCAUGGUCUUGUCUCUGGGGAGCGGUCAACUUCUCGAGGGCAGCUAUGACUACGAGCAGGUGAAAGGGUGGAAGGCGAAGGAUUGGGCCAGACCCAUGGCUCGAAUCGCCGGCGACAGUGCCGCCGAUCUGGUUGAUCACGCCGUCGCCAUGGCAUUUGGACAGAGCCGUAGCAGCAAUUACGUCCGUAUCCAGGCAAACGGAUCGAAUUUGGGGCAAUGGGGAGCCAAUGUGGAUAAGGACUGGAGCCCGGGCAAUGUGAAGAUGCUGGUGGGAAUGGCGGAAGAGAUGCUGAAACAGAAGAAUGUGGAGUCAGUACUCUUCGGAGGUAAGAGGAUAGCAGAGCAGACCAAUUUCGAGAAACUCGAUUGGUUCGCUGGAGAACUCGUGUUGGAGCAUCAGAGGAGGAGUUGUAGAAUAGCUCCCACAGUCGCAUUCAAGCAAGCUAGCUCCAAAGGCUUACUUAAACCACCCCCAAAUUAAAAAUGGUGGGGUGAAGCCGAGAAAAA
Telopea speciosissima is the source of this 1877-nucleotide messenger RNA. Its product is annotated as patatin-like protein 6. The record is from RefSeq and is a predicted model, not a curated record. Bases 442 to 1851 code for a protein of 469 amino acids. NCBI's taxonomy places the organism in Eukaryota, Viridiplantae, Streptophyta, Magnoliopsida, Proteales, Proteaceae. Gene Ontology annotation, biological process: lipid metabolic process. The transcript has 2 exons.